GAACAAGAGGUCUUACCUUAGAACCAUUAAGAGUCUCAGCUCUGGGGCCUACCAUUUCCCAAGCAGGAUCCCAGUUCCAGUCCCAGUAGACCAUGGAAAGAGUUAAAAGUCUUUUGAUUGAGUCAUUUGGGUGAGAAGUAUUAAAUGAAAGAAAGAAAACUCCAUCAGAGCAGUUCCUGUAGAAAGUCAAUAUUGGGUUUGUAAUCAGAUUUUAUUCAAAGAAGAAAAGAAAAAAAGGGACUGUGGGUGACAACUUCCUUUUUGUAUCCAGAAGUUUAUAGGGCAUUCUUCAGUCACCUGCCAAGUCAGUACAGGGGUGAAUUGCCUUGAUUUAAUCUUAUUUUCCACUCACUCUUGGGGUCAGAUUAAGCCCACAGGAAGGUGCUGGCUUGGGAAAUUCCUACUGACUCAGAUUUCAGAGAGAGAUUGUACUUAAUCAUCACUUCAUUGCCUGAGCUACAUAGCAGAAGUAAGAAGGCCCCUUAAGAGUGAGUUCUGGAGAUCUGGAGUCAAGUGGAAUUUCCCAAGAACAUCUGCAACAGCAGCCCAGCUUCCAGCAGACUAGCCUCUCUCCUUCCACAAGCUUCCCCCGUCCCCAACCUAGGGAGAGAAGGGACAAUCCCAGUGCUACUUGUGAAGAAGGGAACCUCAGCGAGGCCUCUCAGACACAGCUUAAGCACCACUUUCUGCUUGAAGCCUGUCGUCCCCUCCCAAGGCAAUCGGGGUUAAGUGACUUGCCCAGGAUCACACGAUUAAUCUAGACCUUGGAGGGUCCUUGCAGUACAUCUAAUCCAAAUUCCACAUUUCAUAGAUGAUAGGAGGAGGCAUCUGCAAUGGCUUCCAAACCUCAAACUUACUCAGCCAAACAAAUGCCGUUUUAUUAUGAAAAUGAAGUCUGCAGACAAGCCCACUUUAUUAAAUCACCACCUCCUCAGCUUUUCUCCUCACAGACCUCCUGGAAAAGUCGGUAUUUCAUCCUGUCAAAAAAUGAGGAAAAUUGCUACAGUCUUCAGUAUUUUAAAGACCAUCACUGCCGGGGUUCCAUUGAAGUUGAUCAAAUUUCCAAUGUAGAAGUUGGCAUCAGUAACCAUGAGAAAAUGGCAAUAGUCCAAAAGAUGUUUAAAUGCUUACCUGAUGAAGUGAUGUCCAUUAUAACCCCUAAAAGGGCUUACUUUCUCAUUGGCAAAGACUGGAGAACAAUUGAAGACUGGGUCUCCUUCAUAUCAUCAACCUGCCUGGAUCUGAAAGUCACCCAUCAGAAUGUAAAGAAUCCAAAUCUUAUAAAUCAAGAUGCCAGAAACGAGGUCAAUGUUGUACAGCCUCUUGAGUCCAAAGGAAACCAGAACAUCUAUCAAACCAUUCCAGGAAUCUCUGAUGAUGUGCAAGAGAUACAUUUCUCGGAAGAAAGAAGACCUGCUUCCUAUCCUGGCCAUUCUUCUGGUUCUCCUAGUUCACCAGAGGGCAAGACCUGCUCAAGCCUUCCAAGAAACAGUCUGCCAGACAUGAAAACAUUUGCUCUCAUUAAAUCACAUGCAGUGAAAUUAAAAACACUUAAUUAUUUCCCCAAGUCCCAAAGGAAACAUGACUUUCUUCUUAAGCAACAUCAAAUAGAAGGAAAUUCUUCAAGACCCAGCCAAUCUCCUCCAACAAGUGAUUUAGCUCCUGAGGACCAACAAGAGACAGAAGAGGAAAAUCAUUAUCUUAGCCCUCGAAGUGUUCUUGCCCAGUUGGACACUAUAAUUGCUUCCAAUGAAGGCAAAGAAUUUGCUGAAUCCAAAGAGUCAGACCAGGACUCCAAGUCAACUGAUGAUCUCUACAUGUCAAUGAAAUCUUGUUUUGAUGAAGAGAAAUUCCAGCAACCUUCCAACAGCAAAGAUGAAGCUCAGGCCUUUCCAGUGAACCAGGCUGAAGGGCUCAACCAGCAGGGACAAGAGCUGUGUCAUUCAUCCGGUAGCGAAGGACCAAAAACCAAGAACCAGAAAAUGGGGUUGGUUUCACUCUCCGUUGUGCAGCUAUCCAGAAUAAUCAAUAAUAUACCUGCUGGAAGUCCCCUGGAAGAAGUGAAUGUAUUCCUUUUCAAGAAUGACAUCAGCAAAUACCUGACACUCACACAAGCUAUAGGCCAUAUAUGUGUUGCUCAGUGGGAAGGCCCCCCACACUUGGGAUGUAUAUUUCACCAUGGUGAUCGCUUGUCAGCUGUGAAUGACCUUAAGCCACAUACCCUGGAGGAAGUAGGCUUAUUCCUGGACAGGUCCUUAAGGAAAGAGGUGAAAUUGACCAUCUGCCGGAUCCCUGAUUCAGAUAAAUUCCACACUGUGGCCUGUGCCUGUUCUUGAAAAACACCAUUUUGGUUAAGGUCAGGUGGGAACCAUUCCCACUACAGAUAUGCAGUGAAAGCAUGUGAACAAAGAGUUAUCAAUAUGAAUUUCAAAUAAGAAUGGAGGAGGAGGAUUGAAUACUAACAUAUAAAAAGGAUGCUUCAAGUCACUACUAAUAAGAGAAAAUGCAAAAUUGAAACAAGCCUGCAGUUCUACCUCACACAUGGAAACCAGAAAAAUGGUGGAAGAUGGGAAGAGUCAAUGUUGGAUGUGCUGUGGGAAAAAUGGGCACAAUCAUACAUUAUUGGUAGAGCUGUUCAUUGGUCCAGUCAUUCUGGAAAGCAUUUUAGAAUUAUGUGGAGUGAUUAAAAUAGCUGCUAGACAUAGACAGUAAGGUAAUCAAGACCAAAAACAAAGUGCCUAUAUAUGCCUAAAUUAAUAGCAAUAUUUUUGUAUGUGGCAGCAAAAAAUUGUAAACAGAGUAGAUGUCCACUCAUCAGAGAAUGACUAAACAAAUUUUUGUAAGUGAAUGCCUGGGAUAUUACUAUGCUAUAAGAAACAAUUAACACCAUGAAUACAAAGAAACAUAGAGAAAUGUAUAAUUGAUUCAAAGUGAAGUAGCAGAACCAAGAAACCACGUACAGAGUGACUAUAACAUUGUAAAUGGAAAGAGCAAUAACAAUGACAAAAAAAAUUAAAACAAUGCUCUAUAAUUAUAAUAACAUCUUGGCUCCUUUGCUGAAAUGAAGGACCAUACGUAUAGAAUACUGCAUAUAAUAUCAAUUUUUUUCCAAUAUGUUGGUUGGUUUUAAUGAACUACUUUUCUUUAUCUUUAAAAGAAAUUCAUUAUUAUAAGGGAUGGUUCUGUGGGAGGGGGCAAGGAGAAAGAUACAGUGGGAAGUGUUGGGGGUGCAAAAACCAAAGACAUCAAUAAAUUUUUUUUAAAAA
Molecule: messenger RNA, 3266 nt
Organism: Vombatus ursinus (common wombat)
Lineage: Eukaryota; Metazoa; Chordata; Mammalia; Diprotodontia; Vombatidae
Gene: PLEKHS1
Product: pleckstrin homology domain containing S1
Exons: 17
Coding region: 834-2336 (500 amino acids)
Source: RefSeq, a predicted model, not a curated record